Nelumbo nucifera (sacred lotus) is the source of this 2178-nucleotide messenger RNA. RefSeq names its product reticulata-like protein, putative (DUF3411) (gene LCD1). The record is from RefSeq and is a predicted model, not a curated record. Gene Ontology annotation, biological process: plant organ development. Lineage: Eukaryota; Viridiplantae; Streptophyta; Magnoliopsida; Proteales; Nelumbonaceae. Gene Ontology annotation, cellular component: chloroplast inner membrane.
AAAGAGCAAGUGGAACGAAGUCCCGAUAUACUUAAGCCCGCCUACGUCCAAAUUUCCAAUAUACAGGCCAGGGAGCGAAAGCGACACGCCAAGUGCCAAUGCCUUCGAGUUGCGGGUCAGAGAAGCUCUGAAACGACCCCUCUCUCCCGACUCUGCUCUCCUCUUCAACUUCAUCACUACUGAGAGUUACUUCAACGCCAUCUCCCCGUCAUCAUCAAAGUCACUAGCCCUGACUCUGACAUCUUCAAGCGGAACAUCGCAGAAUCGUUUCGGAGCUUUUCUUUUCUCUGUAUGCAGAUUUAUGUGGGCUGAAAGAUUGAAAAGAAGGCCAUGUGUUCGUUCUCGUCGCGGAAGGCUAGGGUUUGAUUUGCUGUUUCAGAUUAAAGUUCGCAGUUCGGAGGUUUUCGACAUUUUAUCAGCUUUUAAUACUAUUUUACUUUGAUUUAUUGGGAGUUCUUUUAUCUUGUUCCGGGGAUCUCUGUUUAUUUGUCGACUCUUCUGAUUGUUUUUAAGUGCUGGGGAAGGAAAUGGCAAUUUGUUCUUCGAGCUUCGGGUUAUCACUUUUGGCCAACUUGCCCAAUGAGAUUGAUUCGAUUAAGCAAUGCAAUAGAAACUCGUUAGUUAAUGUUAAGGCGUUGGGUUCCCUGAGGAGUGGUGAACUAAAGAGUCUUGUAAAGGUGGCAACUUUGACUUUUUUGACUAGCGGCAGAAGCAACAUACAUAUCUCGAGGGAUAAGAAGAGGUUCGAAGUCCGGUGCAUGUCGCAGCCGCAGGCUGAACCAGAGUUUAAUGAUCCAGUAGGUACGGUUUUGCAAGCGAGUGCGGAAAUUACUUUAGCAAAGGAUUCUAGGGUUUUGCCAAGUAGCUUUGUGACAGAUGUUGACAAUGGAGAUGACAGUGGGUAUUCUCUAGGUAGUAGUGAUGGCAAUGGAAAGUUCACAUUUGGAGGAGGAGGUGGUGGCGGCGGAGGUGGAGGCGGAGGCGACGGUGAUGGUGAUCAUGAGGAGAAUGACAAAGAAGAAGAGGAGUUCGGUCCGGUAUUGGAGUUUGAGGAAGUAAUGAAAGAAACAGAAGCUCGAGGGGCUAGUCUUCCUUCAGACAUGUUAGAGGCUGCGAAGACUGUUGGAAUUCGCAAAGUUCUUCUUCUUAGAUACUUGGAUUUGCAGGGAGCAAUUUGGCCUUUAGGCUUUGCAAUCAGGUCCUGCUCGUUGCUGCGUAACCGAAUGCUUGCUGAUCCUUCUUUCCUUUUCAAAGUUGGAAUAGAGAUAGUCAUUGAUUCUUGUUGUGCAACAUUUGCGGAAGUCCAAAAGAGGGGCAAGGAUUUUUGGACAGAAUUUGAGUUGUAUGUGGCUGAUCUUUUGGUUGGCUUGGUUGUUAACAUUGCAUUAGUUGGCAUGUUAGCACCAUAUGCUCGAAUUGGACAGCCAUCAAUGUCAAAGGGGCUCCUUGGACGCAUACAACAUGCUUAUGGAGCUUUGCCUAGUAGUGUGUUUGAAGCUGGGAGGCCAGGAUGUAGUUUUUCAGUUCAGCAACGGAUUGCAACAUAUUUUUAUAAGGGAUUGGUGUAUGGAACUGUUGGAUUUGCAUGUGGUCUUAUUGGCCAAGGGAUUGCAAAUUUGAUUAUGACUGCCAAACGGAACAUAAAGAAAUCAGAUGAAGAUAUACCUGUGCCACCUCUUGUGAAAAGUGCUGCUCUUUGGGGUGUUUUCCUUGGAGUUUCUUCAAAUACUCGUUACCAGAUUAUAAAUGGUUUGGAACGCAUGGUGGAAGCAUCUCCUUUGGCAAAGCGGGUCCCACCUGUUGCAAUGGCUUUCACAGUUGGCGUUCGAUUUGCCAACAAUAUUUAUGGUGGUAUGCAGUUUGUGGACUGGGCCAGGUGGAGCGGGGUGCAAUAAUAAGUUUAGGUAAUUUCUACCUAAUGGCAUGGCAAUGGCAGGUUAUGCCAGUGGUAAGAAUGGAUUUGGAAAAUAAAAAGAAUACCUAGAAUAUUUUCAUGCAGGCGAUUUCUUUCUUACAUUAGGCCCAGGAUGGAGAGGAGUAGAGGACCCCCCCUUCAUAAAAAGUUGCGGUACUUUGUGGUUAAUGGUUCCUGAUAUAAUCCUUUCUGGAUUUUAAUUCCUUAUUAUUGUUUAGUUAAUUUGAAUCUACCAAUAUAUGAAAUACCUUUUCUUUUCUUUC